GGGAGACGGCCCCGACGCGAAACGACCGUCGAGUGGAAGGCGGGAAAAUGGCGGACACCUCGGGGCGCGGCGUGGGGAAGCCUCCAGCAGCAGAUCCCAACACGCCCAGUGGUGCAAAGCCGAGAGGAAGAAGAGGGCAAGGUGGAAGAGUGGUCGAGUCCCGGUACCUGCAGUACGAGAGGAAAACAGCCAAAAAGGCUCCUGCCACCGACGUGGCGAAGGCCAGCGGGAAGAUGCCUGAGGGAGGACGGAAGCCGAGCUCGCUCCAGAAGAGCCGAGAUGACAGCGGGCUCAGGAAGGGCGACCUGCAGUCGACGCUGCUGGAGGGACACGGCACGGCCCCCCCGGACCUGGACCUCUCCGCCAUCAACGAUAAAAGCACACUCCGAAAGACGCCACAGCUAGAAAAGACGCUGUUGAAGAAAACAGAAUCGAAUUCGUUCUCUGCCUUGCGGAAGAAAAGCCCCGACCUCCCUGAGUCGAUGGAGAUGAUGGAGUCACAGACACUGCUGCUCACGCUGCUGACGGUCAAGAUAGAGAGCGGCCUGGCCCGGCUGGAGGAGAGGGCCGAGGGGGCCCUGCUGGCCCUGUGCCGGGAGCGGGAGAAGCUCCAGGAAAAGGCUCACGAGCUGAGGCGCAGCCUCCUCCUCUCACGGAAGAAGCGGGAGCUGACGGAAGUCCUGGACGCCCAGAUUGAAAUCCUCAGCCCCUUUGAGGCCGUGGCUGGGCCCUUCCAGGAGCGUUACAGAAGCUUCGCAGCCGCCCUGGACACCACGCGGCACGAGCUGCCGGUGAGCUCGAUCCACCUGGCGGGAGACGGGCCGCAGUUCCUAGACGAUCUGCAACACGAAUUGGCCACCACGCACCGUAUCCUGGGAGAGCUGGGGCCCAGCAGCUCUGAAGACAACCUGAGAGCCCUGGACUUACUGAGCGAGCUCAAGGAAAUAACCGUGAAGAAAGACCUCGAGCUCCGCAGGAGCUUCGCCCAGGUGCUGGAACUCUCUGCCGAGGCCAGUAAAGAGGCUGCCCUCGUGAACCAGGACGCCUGGGAGGAGGUGCAGGGCUCUGCAGCCUCGAGCCGGUGGUAUUUCCAGCGAGAGGGCAUCGGCGAGGCGCCUCCUGGGGAGCCCCCCGGCACCCCGUUCUCGGUUGGCGAUGGGCUGCGCACGCCCUGAGGCCCCCGGCCAGGCACCCCGCUGCCUGCGGACACUCGGGGGGGACGACACCCCGACCUGCUUGUCUGGGGAGGACUCAGGUGGACACAGGAUGGACGUCGAGCAUGUGACCCGCUCUCUGCGGCUGGUUUUGUGUGAUGGUUCCAUUUGAUAAUUUGAGUAAAUACAGCUUCAGAGCUCUCGUGUCAGAGGCAUCUAGAGGCAAAUGUC
Choloepus didactylus (southern two-toed sloth) is the source of this 1385-nucleotide messenger RNA. RefSeq names its product HAUS augmin like complex subunit 8 (gene HAUS8). The transcript has 11 exons. Bases 48 to 1175 code for a protein of 375 amino acids. NCBI's taxonomy places the organism in Eukaryota, Metazoa, Chordata, Mammalia, Pilosa, Megalonychidae. The record is from RefSeq and is a predicted model, not a curated record.